AUGGAAAAUGAACUAGAAAAUAUACUUAAAACCGGCAUAACAAAAUUGAAUAUAUGCAUAAAUGAAGGCUGUAUUAAUAAUAGUUCCGUUUAUCAAACAGAAGCGAAUAAAUUAUUAUUUGUUAAAGACAACUCAAAACCAGGGUCCGAUAAGAUGUUCAAUGGUGAAUUAGAAGGCCUUAAAGCAAUAUGUAGUACAAAUACAAUUUCGGCUCCUUAUCCAAUUGCUUCUGGUUGCACCAAUAGUGGUCAACAUUUUAUUGUGAUGGACUAUUGGAAAAUGAGUUCUUUAAAUAAGAAAUGUUCAUCAGAAUUAGGUAGUCAAUUAGCAGAUAUGCAUAUGUUUAACCUACAAGAGACCCAACCACGUAUAAACAAAUUUGGAUUUCAUGUUGAAACGUGUUGUGGAUUUAUACCUCAAAAUAAUACAUGGACUGAUGAUUGGAUUACAUUCUAUACAGAAAAUCGUUUGGAGUAUCAAAUACAAUUGCUGCAAUCAAAUCCUGGAAACAAUUUGAAAAAAAAAAAAAUAAUUGAAAAUUAUUGGCCUCAACUGAAACAUAUAAUUCCAAAAUUCUUUGAGGGGAUAGAAGUUAAGCCAUCGUUACUUCACGGAGACUUGUGGCCAGGAAAUACUGCUCAAUCAAAUUCAAAACCAGUGAUUUUUGAUCCAGCUGCAUUUUAUGGGCAUCAUGAAUAUGAUAUUGCUUCUAUUUCACUAUUUGGAGGUAUUUCUAUAGAGUUUUUUGAAGCAUAUUUUAAAAAAAUUCCAAAAUCUAAUGGAUUUGAAAAUAGAAAGUUAUUAUAUCAUUUGUUUCAUUAUUUAAAUCAUUGGAAUCAUUUUGGAGGAAGUUACGUUGACUUAACAAUAAACACCUUUGAAUCAUUGCUCAAUGCUUAUUAA
Macrosiphum euphorbiae (potato aphid) is the source of this 903-nucleotide messenger RNA. The record is from the annotation of a GenBank genome assembly. Lineage: Eukaryota; Metazoa; Arthropoda; Insecta; Hemiptera; Aphididae.